Messenger RNA from Penicillium nucicola, 2133 nucleotides. RefSeq names its product origin recognition complex subunit 4. Gene Ontology annotation, molecular function: DNA replication origin binding; ATP hydrolysis activity. The record is from RefSeq and is a predicted model, not a curated record. Gene Ontology annotation, cellular component: nuclear origin of replication recognition complex; nucleus. Bases 1 to 2133 code for a protein of 710 amino acids. Lineage: Eukaryota; Fungi; Ascomycota; Eurotiomycetes; Eurotiales; Aspergillaceae. Gene Ontology annotation, biological process: DNA replication initiation; DNA replication. The transcript has 2 exons.
AUGAAGGACCCCCGUGCAUCGAAGCGGAGAAGAGUCUCCCAGGAUGAAGACGGGGACAUUGAGAUGGGCACCGAAGAUGAAGAUGUCUUUGCUAUCCCAUCGUCCCCCGAUAGCGAUAGAGCAUCUCCGACGCCUAGAAAAGCAUCCCGGCGCCAAUCUACCCAUACCGAGGAGGUGCAGACACCCGCACGGGCUGGAACACGGACAAGUGGACGACAGCGAAAAACACCGAAGAGGUUUGAGCAAGAAGCUACUACGCCAUCUUCGAGGCGCAAAUCGGCAGCUACACCGAGGAGUGGGCGUCCAGCCCGGAGCGCGCAAAAGCCAACACAAUCUCCUCUGGUAGACGAGGACGACGAUGGCGCGGAAGAGGUCGAAGAGGAAGACGAUGAUUUCAAGGAUGAGGAGGAAGAUGAGGAAGAUGCUGAAAUGGAAGUUGAUGAGCCCUCUCCGGAAUUUGCUCCCCGCGCUGUGGCCAGGACUAGAUCAAGAAGAAGCACAGCGAAGCCCAGAGCCAGCAAAAAGGUCUCUGACGAGCCGAAAGAAAAGUCGCCUUCGCCGGAAUACCAGGACGGUCUGGAUGAUCUUGUGGCGAUGCAGCUUCAACAAGAUCUCCAUGAGAUCCAACCGGCUCUGCAGGAUGCCGUGGAGGUCUCUGAGCCUUUGCCAGAAUACGCGGAGAAAUUCCAAGCACUCUGCCAGAGUGGUCUAGGGGAUGAAGUGCGCAUUCUUUCAACCAUUCUGCUUGAAAAGCUGUCUGGGAAACGACAGGUUCCGCUACGAGGGCUUGAGCCGGAGUACCAAAAAGUCCAUCAACUAGUUGAGUCAACUGUCUCCGUCGGCGAGGGUAACUCAAUGCUUCUUCUUGGGUCUCGGGGAUGUGGAAAGACCGCCAUUGUGGAAUCGAUCAUCUCAUCUCUUGCCAAGGAGCACAGAAAUGAUUUCCACGUUGUUCGUCUUAAUGGUUUCUUGCACACGGAUGACCGUCUAGCUUUACGAGAGAUGUGGCGCCAGCUCGGUCGUGAGACUCACACCGAGGACGACGCCGCCAAGGUCAGCUCUUAUGCAGAUACCAUGGCGACACUGCUGGCUAUGCUAUCACACCCAGAAGAACUGUUCGGGGCUUCGGGGGGUGGAGGUGCAACUGCUGCGAAGUCGAUCGUGAUCCUGUUGGACGAGUUCGACUUAUUCGUCACCCAUCCAAGACAGACCCUGCUGUACAAUCUGUUCGAUAUUGCCCAGGCACGCAAGGCACCAAUUGCAGUCAUUGGCCUGACGACCAAGGUCGACGUCACCGAGAUGCUCGAGAAACGUGUCAAGAGUCGUUUCAGCCAUCGAUACGUCUACGUCCCACUCCCUCGAUCCUUCGAGAACUUCUCAGAUGCCUGUCUAGGAAGUCUGGAUCUAAAUGAGAGCGAGAUGGCAGGUAUCGCAGAUGAACUCGGUACCGAGCGUUCCCUAGUCGAGUCAGACAAAUGGAAGACGCUCCUCGACGGAUGGCAAGAAUAUCUCCAGCACAUGUGGAACGACAAAGACCUCCAAUUCCACCUGCGACGAAUCUACAACCAAACCAAAACCCCCAAAGAAUUCUUCACAAGCGCUCUCCUCCCCAUCAGCGACCUCCUCCAAAGCGUGUCAACCCCAGACCCCCAAACCACCCCCCAAAUUCCAACCCCCAAAGCCUUCACAUCCCAACCGCUCUCCUGCCCCGACCCAGCACCCCCCCCCUUCUCAACAUCAAUCACAUCAUCAAGCCCUUCCUCCCUCCCCCUAGCCCUGUUAGUAGCAGCAACCCGCCUAGCAGCCCUCUUCGAUCCCGGAACCGACGGUUCCCAGAGCAUGACCCCGCUAGCACUCUCCUUCCCAGCUGCAUACGCGGAAUAUGUGCGGCUGCUGACGUCUGCGAAGACAAAUGCUUCUGUGAGUGGUGCGGCUGCUACGCCUGGAAGGGUCUGGGGACGGGACGUUGCCCGCGAGUCUUGGGAGAAGUUGUUGAGCUGGGGUCUUGUUACCCCUGUUGGCAGUGGGAACGGAACUGCUGAUGGGCAGAUGUUCCGCGUGGAAAUUAGUUUCGAGGAGGUUAUUGAGAUGGCUGGGUCUGGUGGUGCUUUGGGACAGUGGUGGCGUGAAUAG